UCCAUCCUACAGCUCAUGGGACUCGGACGUCAGCGCUGCCUCGACCAAUCAGCGUCUGCCGGAUGUUGUUUACAAACGUGUCUUGGGCAGAGACGAGGCUUCUCUACACAACCAUCAGUUGGUAGGACAUUCACAAUGAGAAUAGAUACAAGUGUAGGCCUAGUUUUGGCCCUGGCAGCAUUCUCAGUUCUCUGUGCAGGAGAAGAAGAGAAGAAGAAAGAGAAAGUAAAAAAGUUGCAAAUAGGAGUGAAAAAGCGCGUUGAUAACUGUACUCUGAAGAGCCGAAGAGGUGACCUGUUACACAUGCAUUAUAGUGGUAAACUAGAAGAUGGCACAGAAUUUGACAGCAGCUACCCUCGAGGCCAGCCUCUAACUUUCACCUUAGGCUCGGGACAGGUCAUCAAGGGAUGGGACCAAGGAUUAAUUGGGAUGUGCGAGGGAGAAAAGAGGAAGUUGGUAAUCCCCUCCGAUCUGGGUUACGGAGCAUCCGGAGCUCCUCCCAAGAUCCCAGCUCAUGCUACACUCGUGUUUGAGGUUGAACUCAUCAAGAUUGAGAGAAAAGAGGAGCUCUGAAAGAUAAUGCUAAAUAGUCGCAGCUAAAUAAUUUCUCAUUCUUUUUUCAGUAAUUUGUUAACUUGUAUUAAAGUAUGUGUUGCCAACAUUGCAUUUUGUGUAUUUAUCUGACAGGGCAGCAGCUUUUAAAGUCUUACAAAAUUAGUACUGUACAAACAUUUAUCACAAAGCGAUAAUAUAGUACAAGGUUCGGACUAGAUGUACAUACACUACAGUACAGUAUUAUUAAGUUAACUCAUGGCAUGGUAAUAACUUUAAUUUUGCAAUUUGAUGUAAAUUUUAGAGGCUUUUGUGAUAUUUCUUGGCAGUAGCUGUUAAAUCCUUCUUACAAAACUAUGAAUAAAGUCUUUAUGAAA
Procambarus clarkii (red swamp crayfish) is the source of this 929-nucleotide messenger RNA. RefSeq names its product peptidyl-prolyl cis-trans isomerase FKBP2. Gene Ontology annotation, cellular component: endoplasmic reticulum. Gene Ontology annotation, biological process: protein peptidyl-prolyl isomerization. Lineage: Eukaryota; Metazoa; Arthropoda; Malacostraca; Decapoda; Cambaridae. Gene Ontology annotation, molecular function: peptidyl-prolyl cis-trans isomerase activity. The record is from RefSeq and is a predicted model, not a curated record.